Papaver somniferum (opium poppy) is the source of this 1955-nucleotide messenger RNA. Its product is annotated as polygalacturonase At1g48100-like. The coding region runs from base 222 to 1640 and encodes 472 amino acids. Lineage: Eukaryota; Viridiplantae; Streptophyta; Magnoliopsida; Ranunculales; Papaveraceae. The transcript is spliced from 6 exons. Gene Ontology annotation, biological process: carbohydrate metabolic process. The record is from RefSeq and is a predicted model, not a curated record. Gene Ontology annotation, molecular function: polygalacturonase activity.
UACAAAGUUAACCCCUUCCCGUCUCUCUACUUCUACCCUUUCUUUGUUUUCCUUUGCUCUCCACUGUUGGUUAUCAUUUUCAACAGCAUUGAGAAGCUGCAUUUGGAUUUUUUCUACUUAAAAGACUAGUAAUAAGUGUUUUGAGUGUGGGUUUAGUGCCAAAAUUCAUUACAUUUUCUUCAACAUUGCCAAAUUAUUGAGCUGAUCAGUUCUUCUUUUCAAUGGAAAUACAUAACAGGUUGUUGUUCUUCAUUUGGAUUAUCAUACUUUUUAUAUCAAUCAGCUGUUUGAGUUAUAAUGUGGAAGGAAGAUUUCAUUAUCAUAAGAAGCACAAAAAUGUUCAAGACGUGGACAUUGAAAUUGGUGUGUUUCCGUCCCCUGCUGACGCUCCUACUAGUCCGGACGAGCCUGGUGAUAACUCGAACAAUUCCUCUUCGGAUCCUUGUAUUUUCAAUGUAAUGUCUUAUGGAGCUGUAGGAGACGGAACAACUAACGACCGGGACGCAUUCGUGGCGGCAUGGAAAGAUGCUUGUGAUGUUGAAUCCGGGGUUGUUUUGGUUCCUAGUGGUUAUGUCUUUUCAAUCACAUCCACGAUAUUUUCAGGCCCUUGCAAACCUGGAUUUGUUUUCCAAGUGGAUGGAGUUCUUAUGCCACCAGACGGACCUGAUUGCUGGCCGAAAUCCGACAGUGCGAGGCAAUGGCUUGUGUUCUAUAGAGUAGAUGGAAUGACUUUUACAGGAAGGGGAACCGUUGAAGGGAAUGGACAACAAUGGUGGGAGCUUCCCUGCAAACCUCACAGGGGUCCUAAUGGAACGACAUUACCCGGCCCUUGCGACAGCCCAGCUUUAAUCAGGUUUUUCAUGAGCUCUAAUUUGAUGGUCGGUGACCUAACAAUUCAAAACAGUCCUCAGUUCCACAUGAUAUUCCAAGGUUGCAAUGGCGUACGAAUUGAGAGAUUGUCCAUACUUUCACCCGCCCUUAGUCCUAAUACAGAUGGAAUCCACAUUUCUGAUUCAAGUUCUGUCGGCGUAUACAAUUCCCUCAUUGCAAACGGUGACGAUUGCAUUUCGAUCGGACCAGGUAGUACAGACAUCGAUAUACAGAACGUCACUUGUGGACCUAGUCAUGGUAUCAGCAUUGGAAGUCUAGGGGUACACAACUCGCAAGCCUGCGUUUCGAACAUAACAGUAAGAGAUUCAGUUAUAAGAAACUCGGACAACGGAGUAAGAAUCAAGACAUGGCAAGGGGGAAUGGGUUCAGUAACAAAUAUAAACUUUGAAAACAUUGAAAUGGAGAAUGUAAGAAACUGCAUUAUCAUAGACCAAUACUACUGUUUCACAAAAGGUUGUCACAAUCAAACUUCGGCCGUAUUCGUAAACGGCGUUUCAUAUAAAAACAUAAAGGGAACGUACGAUGUUAGAAGCCCACCUAUACAUUUUGCCUGCAGCGACUCUGUCGCGUGUACGAAUAUAACACUUUCUGAAGUCGAACUCUUUCCUUCAUUGGGUGAAAUGGUGGAUGAACCAUUUUGCUGGAAUGCUUAUGGAAAUUUAGAAACUCUCACGAUUCCUCCUAUUGGAUGUUUACAAGAAGGAGAACCACAAUCGAUCUCCGAAAGUAUGACCACCGGAUGUUCAUAAAAAUUUAUUACCAGUUCCCUCAAAUAAAGAUAUGGGUAUUAUGUGAUCGGAGGAGCUCCUGUCGUGAUACAUUGUUCAUUUCAGGCUCCCUAGAUUGUUUGUUUGUUUGUUAUGUGGUUAGGCAUCAUCCCUUUUGGGGUUCUAUUUUUAAUUUCCCUCUUAGUGUGAUGUAUUUUAGAAAAGAUUGGCCUAAUGUUGCAUCGUCAUAAUAAUAAUAGUACCUUCAUUUGUGAAGCUUGUAAGUUGUAACCUUGUUGUGGAUUUUAUUUGUACCAUUUGUGAAAUCUUUUAUUUAAUUGUGGAUUUUUCUCUGUA